Messenger RNA from Frieseomelitta varia, 1483 nucleotides. RefSeq names its product 26S proteasome non-ATPase regulatory subunit 11 (gene Rpn6). Bases 129 to 1400 code for a protein of 423 amino acids. Gene Ontology annotation, biological process: ubiquitin-dependent protein catabolic process. The transcript has 4 exons. Lineage: Eukaryota; Metazoa; Arthropoda; Insecta; Hymenoptera; Apidae. Gene Ontology annotation, cellular component: proteasome regulatory particle, lid subcomplex. The record is from RefSeq and is a predicted model, not a curated record. Gene Ontology annotation, molecular function: structural molecule activity; protein binding.
CUUUAAUUUGUUGUAGAACGUGAAAAUUUUUUAUCAAAUUUGAUCAGUUAUUUGAAGAGUAACGUCAAUCAUUUCGGAUAAAGGUUAUCCGAUCCGUUUUCAUUCUUAUAAAGGUGACAAUUUCUGAAAUGGCUGGUGCAAUGUUGUUCGAACGUGCACAAGCAGUUUCGAUGACGAAUCGUAGCGAAGGUAUUUCACUUUUAAGUGAAAUCGUCUCCGAUCCGAGUAUCGGUGUUACGGAGGAUGACGAAGAUAACAUUCGGGUGAAAGAACAAGGUAUUCUACAUCUUGGUGAACUUUACAAGAAAGAAGGCAAGGCGAAAGAAUUGGCGGAGUUGAUCAAAGCUACAAGACCAUUUCUUAGCUUGAUCAGCAAAGCAAAGGCUGCUAAGCUUGUACGAUCUUUAGUAGACUUUUUCCUGGACCUAGAAGCUGGGAUUGGCAUUGAGGUUCAACUGUGCAAAGAAUGUAUAGAAUGGGCAAAGGAGGAACGUAGGACAUUUUUAAGGCAGUCGUUAGAAGCGCGUUUAAUAGCAUUAUAUUUCGAUACUGGAAUGUAUAGCGAAGCGUUACAGUUGGGAUCGGCUUUACUUAAAGAGCUUAAAAAGUUGGAUGAUAAACAACUUUUGGUUGAGGUGCAAUUGUUGGAAAGUAAAACCUAUCAUGCGUUAAGCAAUUUAGCAAAAGCAAGGGCGGCCCUUACCAGUGCUAGAACAACUGCUAAUGCAAUUUAUUGUCCACCCAAAAUGCAAGCUGCUUUAGAUUUACAAUCUGGGAUUUUACAUGCUGCGGAUGAGCGAGAUUUUAAAACUGCAUAUUCUUAUUUUUAUGAAGCAUUUGAAGGAUACGAUAGCGUAGAAAGCCCGAAAGCCUUAACAGCUUUGAAAUAUAUGCUGCUUUCAAAAAUUAUGUUACGUACACCUGAAGAUGUUCAAUCAAUUAUGUCGGGGAAAUUGGCUGUUAAAUACGCAGGAAGGGAUUUAGACGCAAUGCGGGCAGUUGCUGAAGCAAGCCACCGACGUUCAUUAGCGGAUUUUCAGACAGCUGUAAAAAAAUAUCGCCAGGAACUGGAAGAUGAUGUGAUCGUGCGUGCUCAUCUCGGCUCUCUCUACGAUGCGAUGCUCGAGCAAAACCUGUGUCGUUUAGUUGAACCUUACUCUCGUGUACAGGUCAGUCAUAUCGCGACCUGUAUAUCACUGCCACUUACUCAAGUGGAGAAGAAGCUUUCACAAAUGAUAUUGGAUAAAAAAUUGAGGGGUGUCCUCGAUCAGGGUGAAGGUGUUUUAAUCGUUUUCGAAGAUACUCCGCGUGAUAAGACUUACGAGAUUGCACUAGACACUAUACACAGCAUGGGGAAGGUUGUCGAUACACUUUACCAAAAAGCGAAGAAACUCACUUAGCCUUAUUUAUUACAUAUGUCUAAACAACAACGUCUAUACAACGUGUUAUACAAUCAUGUAUAGCAGAUUUCAUUUGUUGAUUU